Messenger RNA from Onychostruthus taczanowskii (white-rumped snowfinch), 1140 nucleotides. Its product is annotated as titin-like. The annotation marks the transcript as partial. The record is from RefSeq and is a predicted model, not a curated record. The transcript has a single exon. NCBI's taxonomy places the organism in Eukaryota, Metazoa, Chordata, Aves, Passeriformes, Passeridae.
AUGCCACGAAAUUUCCCCACGAAUGUCCCCAAAAAUGUCCCAAAAAAGCCCCGAAAUGUCCCUAAAAACAUCCCCAAAAAUGUCCCCAAAAACGGCUCCAAAAAACCUCGAAAUGUCCCCAAAAAACCUCGAAAUGUCCCCGAGGGGGUCCCCAGGAACAUCCCAAAAAACGUCCCCAAAACGCCUCAAAAUGUCCCCAAAAAUCCUCGAAACGUCCCCAAAAAUGUCCCCAAGGGGCUCCCCAGAAAUGUCCCCAAAAACAGCUCCAAAAAACCACGAAAUGUCCCCAAAAAACCUCAGAACGUCCCCAAAAAUGUCCCCAAAAAUGUCCCUGAGGGCGUCCCUGGGACAUCCAGAGAUGUCCCCAAAGAUGUCCCCAAAAAGCCACAAAAUGUCCCCAAAAAACAUCGAAAUGUCCCCAAAAAACCUCGAAAUGUCCCCAAAAACCUCCGAAAUGUCCCCAAAAACGUCCCCAAUGGAGUCCCUGGGACAUCCAGAGAUGUCCCCAAAAAACCUCGAAAUGUCCCCAAAAACCUCCGAAAUGUCCCCAAAAAUGUCCCCAAUGGGGUCCCUGGGACAUCCAGAGAUGUCCCCAAAAAUGUCCCCAAAAAACCUCGAAAUGUCCCCAAAAACCUCCGAAAUGUCCCCAAAAAUGUCCCCAAUGGAGUCCCUGGGACAUCCAGAGAUGUCCCCAAAAAUGUCCCCAAAAAACCUCAAAAUGUCCCCAAAAACCUCCGAAAUGUCCCCAAAAACGUCCCCAAUGGGGUCCCUGGGACAUCCAGAGAUGUCCCCAAAAAACCUCGAAAUGUCCCCAAAAACGUCCCCGAAACAGCUCGAGAAGGCCCCAAAAAGCCCCGAAAUGUCCCCAAAAACGUCCCCAGAAAUGUCCCCGAGGGGGUCCCUGGGACAUCCGGAGAUGUCCCCAAAAACGUCCCCAAAAACGUCCCCAAAAACGUCCCCAGAGCAGCUCGGGGUGGCCCCAAAAACGUCCCCAAAAAGCCCCGAAACGUCCCCGGAUCGGCACAGCGAGGGCGGGGCCGAGCCCCCAGGUGUGACCCGGGUGUCCCCAGGUGUCCCCCAGGUGUCCCCAGGUGUGUCGCAGGUGUCCCCAACCCCCCAGGUGACCUCGGGGCUGUCCCC